AUGCUGGUGAGGUUUAUGGCGAUCCUGCAUCACACCUACCUCAUCCUCAACAUGCCGGCUCCAAACGGUGUCCUCUCCAUCUACGGCGACGUCGAGACUUGGUACAAGUGCAACAUGGAGGUGGUGCAGCUUUCUAAAGCCCUGGAGUACUCGGCCAAGGACACCGCCAUGCUCGCGGAGGCCCAAAAGGUGGACAAGGACCAGCUCACGAUCACAGAGACGAAGUCGAUGCCCACAGCGCUACAGCCCAACCCCAAGGUCAAGAAGAUCUUCCUGGGCCUGGAGGACCCGACCAAGAUGGCUCUCAUAGGGUCCGACCUCUCCGCCAAAUAG
Setaria italica (foxtail millet) is the source of this 333-nucleotide messenger RNA. RefSeq lists its product as uncharacterized. The record is from RefSeq and is a predicted model, not a curated record. The coding region runs from base 1 to 333 and encodes 110 amino acids. Lineage: Eukaryota; Viridiplantae; Streptophyta; Magnoliopsida; Poales; Poaceae. The transcript has a single exon.